Molecule: messenger RNA, 585 nt
Organism: Helobdella robusta
Lineage: Eukaryota; Metazoa; Annelida; Clitellata; Rhynchobdellida; Glossiphoniidae
Exons: 1
Coding region: 1-585 (194 amino acids)
Source: RefSeq, a predicted model, not a curated record
AUGUCUCUCUCUUCUCAGAUUAAUAGUGUUGCUAGAAGCUCUUACUUUCAUAUACGUAGAAUAAAAAAACUUUUGCCUUUUCUUGAUGAUCCUACUCUUCUCCUUCUUGUUACUUCGUUAGUCUUAUCUAGGAUUGAUUAUUGUAACUCGCUCUACUAUGGUCUUCCUGACUCUAUACUCUAUCCUUUAAGUAAAGCUUUUAACUCUGCUGCUCGUCUAGUUGCUCGUGCCCCUUUCUUUUCUCAUAUAUCUCCAUAUCUUGUUCUCUUGCACUGGCUAUCUAUAAAAUAUAGAAUAAUUUUUAAAAUUUGCACGUUCAUGUAUAAGUCUCAAUCUAAAUUAUUUCCUAAGUACUUAUCAGAUAUAUUAAUUGAACCUAAACGCCCCGGUUUACGAUCGUCUUCUUCUUCUCGCUUUUUCUUAACUCGUGUUAAACACUCUUUUGCCAAAUCUGCUUUUGCUUUUUCUGGUCCUUUUCUCUGGAACUCUCUACCUACUUCUCUAACUAUUUCUCCAUCACUUGCGAAGUUCAGAGCGGAUCUCAAGACCCAUCUGUUUUCAAAAUUCAUUGAGGAGCGCUGUUGA